Adineta ricciae is the source of this 978-nucleotide messenger RNA. Lineage: Eukaryota; Metazoa; Rotifera; Eurotatoria; Adinetida; Adinetidae. The record is from the annotation of a GenBank genome assembly.
AUGGAUUCAUCAUAUGAAAUAUUCAAUCGACCAUCAACAUAUUUUCCCAGCUACUCAUGUCCAUUAGCCGACGUUUCAUCGUUUAGUUCAACAUCGAUACGAACAGAUCAUGAAAAUAGUACAAUAACCGAUUUCUCAUCUUAUUACUCUGAUACAAUAUCACAUUCCCCUGUUAAUCAUUCCCAUUCAAUCGCUACAAAUCGAUGCUCAUCAUCAUUCUCGUUAUUUCCAUCCCGCACUGAUCGUUGCCUUGUGUGUAAUGAUCGUUCAUCUGGUAUUCAUUUCGGGGUGUCAACAUGUGAAGCAUGUAAAGCAUUUUUUCGUCGAACAAGUCUUUCAUCGUAUUCAAUUCCACUUCCAUGUUCACCCAAUCGAUGCGAAAUCAAUGCGAAAAACCGUAAUAAUUGCCCGAGCUGCCGUUUUGAUAAAUGUAAACGUCUUGGCAUGGAUCGAGAUAAUGUCGUGUAUGGCAAACCAUCGAAACAGAACAAUUAUUUCAAAGAUCAAUUAACGAACGUUUUCACUGAAUUGAUAAAAAGUUUUCAAAGAAUCGAUCAAACAACAAUGGAUUCAAUCGAAACAAAACUACAUAUCGAUGCAUUUGGACAGAUCGCUUUUCAACUGUUUUAUCAACAAGCAUCGGAAACGCAUAUUAGUUCAUUCGAUGUUUUUCAUCAAAUUUUGAUUCUUAUUUCUAAACACUAUUGCAACAUUGAUUACUGGCUUAUGCAAAAUAGCAAUCUUCGAGCAAUUCUCUCUCUAUGGCUGUUUGUAUAUUAUUACGAAACAAUUGUAUUUAAACAAAAAAUAUCUGAAGAAAAGUUAAAUAUAUUGAUCAAGUUGUUAGACAUGGAAUUGAUCAAAAUGAAUGAAUAUUAUAAAUUUGAUCAAAAUAAGCAAAAGUUUUUUAGAAUUGAUUUUAUGAAUACAUUUACGAAGUUUUCUGAUCUCGUUCAAAAUAUUCAUCUGCAGAAUUGA